This is a messenger RNA of Rhizophagus irregularis DAOM 181602=DAOM 197198, 1074 nucleotides long. Lineage: Eukaryota; Fungi; Glomeromycota; Glomeromycetes; Glomerales; Glomeraceae. The record is from RefSeq and is a predicted model, not a curated record.
CCAAUUAAACAAUACAUUUUGACUAUGGAAAUAUUAAAUAAACCAUCCAAAGAAAAGUGGGAAAAUGCCAAAGGCUAUCAGUGGAUACCUUUUGAAAAUUUUCAAAAUGUUACUUAUUUUACCAGAGGCGGAUUUGGUAAAAUUUAUUUAGCCGAAAGGCCUGAAGGGUAUAUUACCGGCUGGGAUAUUGAAAAUCAAAAAUGGCAAAGAGGUACAAGUACUAAGGUUGUAUUAAAAAGUUUGGAUAAUUCUUCUGGAAUUAGUAAAGAAUUUUUAAAUGAGAUUAAAUCUCAUAUUCAGAUUUAUUUUUGGGGUAUUCUUCAAUGUUAUGGAAUAACUCAAGAUCCAAACACUAAAGAUUAUAUGAUGGUUUUACCAUAUUGUGAAGAUGGAAGUUUGAGAAAUUACUAUUUAAAUAACCAUAAAGAAGAUAUCCAUAAUGCUGGUAAAGUACAUAAAGACUUCCAUUCGGGUAAUUUAUUAUUAUAUGAUCGUGCUAUAUAUAUAAGUGAUUUAGGAAUGUGUCAAUCAGCAUAUAAUAAUAAUGGAAAAUCAGACAAAAAAGAAGUUUGUGGAGUAUUACCUUAUAUGGCACCAGAAGUUUUGCGUGGAUAUCAAUAUACAAAAGCUGCAGAUAUUUACUCAUUUGCAAUAAUUAUGAAUGAGUAUUUUUCUGAAGAAAUUCCUUUUAAUGGUAUUCCUCACGAUGAAUAUUUAGCUAUACAAAUAUGUAAAGGACUUAGGCCAAAAAUUUUUGAAGGUACUCCAAAAUUACUUGCAGAUUUAAUUAUGAAAUGUUGGGACGCAACAGCAGAAAAUAGACCAACUACUAAAGAAUUGUAUGAAAUAUUAAUAAAAUGGAAUGAAGAAAAAAAGAAACGUAAUAGUGAAAUUUAUUCUCAAUUGAAAGAAUACGAUAAAAUUAAUAAAAACAAAUUGGAAAGCGGAUCAAGUAAUAAGAAGUCUGAAAAUGUUAAAUCUCACUCUCAAGCAAUUUAUACUAGUAGACUUUUAAAUUUCAGACAACUUCCAGAACCUUCAUCUCAAUUAUAUUCAGGUAGUAUUUUAUUUUAA